This is a messenger RNA of Elephantulus edwardii (Cape elephant shrew), 921 nucleotides long. It is a transcript of the gene PPT1, whose product is annotated as palmitoyl-protein thioesterase 1. Lineage: Eukaryota; Metazoa; Chordata; Mammalia; Macroscelidea; Macroscelididae. Gene Ontology annotation, biological process: receptor-mediated endocytosis; nervous system development; protein depalmitoylation. Bases 1 to 921 code for a protein of 306 amino acids. The transcript is spliced from 9 exons. The record is from RefSeq and is a predicted model, not a curated record. Gene Ontology annotation, cellular component: lysosome. Gene Ontology annotation, molecular function: palmitoyl-(protein) hydrolase activity.
AUGGCUACGCCGGGCUCUCUGAUCCUCUUGACUGUGGCUCUCCUCCCCGCAGACUGCUAUGCCUGGGCUCUGGGACAUCUCGGCCCGCCCACACCGCUGCCGCUGGUGAUCUGGCAUGGGAUGGGAGACAGCUGUUGUAACCCCAUGAGCAUGGGUGCUAUAAAAAAAAUGGUUGAGGAGAAAAUACCUGGAAUUUAUGUCUUAUCUUUGGAGAUUGGGAAGACGCUGAGAGAGGACAUGCAGAACAGCUUCUUCUUGAAUGUCAAUUCUCAAGUAUCUACAGUGUGUCAGACUCUUGCCAAAGAUCCCAAGUUGCAACAAGGCUACAAUGCUAUGGGAUUUUCCCAGGGAGGCCAGUUUCUGAGGGCAGUGGCUCAGAGAUGCCCUUCACCUCCCAUGAACACUCUCAUCUCUGUUGGGGGACAGCAACAAGGUGUUUUUGGAGUCCCUCGAUGUCCAGGAGCAAGUCACCAUAUCUGUGACCUGAUCAGGAAAACACUGAAUGCUGGGGCUUACUCCAAAGUCAUUCAAGAACACCUAGUGCAAGCAGAGUACUGGCACGACCCCAUCAAGGAGGACAUGUACCGCAACCACAGCAUCUUCCUGGCGGAUAUAAAUCAGGAGAGGGGUGUCAACGAGUCUUACAAAAAAAACCUGAUGGCUUUGAAGAAGUUUGUGAUGGUCAAAUUCCUCAAUGAUUCCGUUGUGGACCCUCUGGAAUCUGAGUGGUUUGGAUUUUACAGAAGUGGCCAAGGCAAGGAAACUAUCCCUUUACAGAAGACCACUUUGUACCUGCAGGACCGCUUGGGGCUAAAGGAAAUGGACAACGCAGGGAAGCUAGUUUUUCUGGCUACACAAGGGGACCAUCUCCAGCUGUCAGAAGAAUGGUUUAAUGCACACAUUAUCCCCUUCCUCAAGUGA